This is a messenger RNA of Hemicordylus capensis (graceful crag lizard), 517 nucleotides long. Its product is annotated as interleukin-17A-like. The transcript has 3 exons. Gene Ontology annotation, molecular function: cytokine activity. Gene Ontology annotation, cellular component: extracellular region. The record is from RefSeq and is a predicted model, not a curated record. Gene Ontology annotation, biological process: inflammatory response. Lineage: Eukaryota; Metazoa; Chordata; Lepidosauria; Squamata; Cordylidae. Bases 14 to 517 code for a protein of 167 amino acids.
AAAAAGGGAUAUCAUGACUUCUGAAAGAUUUUCCUCACUGAUCAGAUUGCUGAUACUGAUGCUUGUAGUAAUGCAUCUAUCCCAUGGAAAUGCAAUAAGGCCUAGAAAAACCAAGGAGGGACCCUUGGAGAGAAUUAGUGACAACUGUCCAACCCUGGAGGACUCUAAAUUCCCUGAGAGUGUGAAGGUUCACAUAGGCAUCACUCACAAAGAGCUAGGCCAUGAGAGGCCUCAUGAUGUCAGCAACAGAUCUCUGUCUCCUUGGGAUUACAGAAUUAACGAGGAUCCUGACAGGUUUCCCCAUGUGAUCACUGAAGCCACCUGCCGUCUUAGUGCCUGCCUGGACUCCACAGGGCGGAGUCAGAACUAUGGCCUGAAUUCUGUUCCCAUUCAGCGGGAGAUCUUAGUCCUCAAGCGUAAGCAGAUGGGAUGCCAGCACACCUAUUGGCUGGAGAAACAGGUGGUUACUGUUGCUUGCACAUGUGCCAUUCCGACCGUCAGUGCCUUUCCCAAGUAG